CCUGGAUCCACUGACGGCCCAAAUUGGUUCUGGACCGACUGGUUCUGGUUCUUCUGUUGUCUGUGUUUUCUGUUUUAGAAAGUUGGAAUAAAAUCACUCCGGAACUGGACCUGAUCAGGUUCUGCAGGACCGGGUGAACGUUGGGGCUUCCACAAAGUUCUGAACAGCCUCCAGAACCGGUAAAGGCGAGCAGCUGGAUCCGGUUCUGGAAAAGUUCUGUUCUCCAUCAGCAGAUGGAGAGGUCAAAGUUCAUCUGGGUCAGAACCAAAGAUCUCACACUUACUGCAGAGCAUGUUCUGGUCCGGUCCGUUCUCCCUAAAACCAGAACUGAGCUCAGCCUCAUGACAGGUCCAAACCCUGAUCCGGUUCUUCCAGAACAGGUUCUGCUGCUGGUCCAUGAAGUUCUAGAUGGCCUCAGUGUUUCUGGACCGGUCGGAAACAAUCGGGCCCUCAGACACCUACUGACUCGGCAUUUCCAGAACCAGAACCAGGUGAGGAUCAGAACCUGACUGAGAACAGGAAUGUUAGAAGCUUUGGGUCAGAACCGAGCCCAUCUGGUUAAUAUCUGGAUUGCUCUGGGUUCUUUGGAGAAGCUCGACCCAGAAGAACCAGGUCAUUCGGUUCUGCUCAGCCUUCCUGCGGUUUUGUCCAGACUAGAACCCGUCCUGACCAGGAGGAAGAUGGACCGCAGCACGAGGCUGCAGUUUCGCCUUCCGGCCAGCAGGGGUCGCCCUCGGAUGGGAGGACGUUUUCACACUAACACCGUUCAAAGCUUCAGGAAGCCGAACAUCAGAACCGGACCCAACACCAGAAGAUAAAUAUUUGUUCAGAGCUGCAAAUUCCGGACUAAAGUCCAAAUAAACCGAACCUCCAGAAAUGAGCAAAACAUUUCAGCGGUAGAAACGGACCAGACUGGCUCCGAGCUUUUAUUUUGAAGUCUUGCCCCGCUACGCCGGAAGUGUGCGUACGGCGGCUCGCAGGACUCGGUCCGCCUCCAGGUCAUCAUGGGAGACUCCGUGUGCGAAGAACUCGAGGACCUGGUCCACUUCUCCGUCCCAGACCUGCCCGCGAGAGGCUACGUCGUGAUGGAGGAGAUUCGACGUCAAGGCAAGCUGUGUGACGUCACUCUCAAGGUCGGGGAGCACAAGUUCAGCGCUCACCGGAUCGUCCUCGCCGCCUCCAUCCCGUAUUUCCACGCCAUGUUCACCAACGACAUGGUGGAGCGCAAGCAGGACGAGAUCCUGAUGCAGGGCAUGGACCCCAGCGCCCUGGAGGCUCUGAUUAACUUUGCCUACAGCGGCCGCGUCGCCAUCGACCAGCAGAACGUCCAGGCGCUGCUGAUUGGCUCCAGCUUCCUGCAGCUGCAGAACGUGAAGGACGCCUGCUGCUCCUUCCUGCAGGAGAGGCUGCACCCCAAGAACUGCCUGGGCGUGCGUCAGUUCGCGGAGGCCAUGAUGUGCACGGCGCUGUACGACGCGGCCAACGGCUUCCUGCAGCGCCACUUCGUGGAGGCGGCGCUGUCCGAGGAGUUCCUGGCGCUGCGGGCCGAGGAGGUUCUGGAGCUGAUGGGCUGCAACGAGCUCAACGUCAAGGCCGAGGAGCAGGUGUUUGAGGCGGCUCUGGCUUGGGUCCACCACGACCGGGACCGGAGGAAGACUCUGCUGCCGGAGCUGCUGGCCAAGAUCCGGCUUCCUCUCUGCCAGCCGCGCUUCCUGUCCGACCGCGUCCAGCAGGACGAGCUGAUCCGCUGCUGCCACAGGUGCAGGGACCUGGUGGAUGAGGCCAAAGACUUCCACCUGGUCCUGGAGCGCCGCCCUCACCUGCCUUCCUUUAAGACGCGCCCGCGGUGCUGCACCUCCGUCUCGGGGCUCAUCUACGCCGUGGGCGGCCUCAACAGCUCAGGUGACUCCUUGAACCUGGUGGAGGUGUUUGACCCGGUGGGGAACUUCUGGGAGCGCUGCCAGCCAAUGAGGACGGCCCGCAGUCGAGUGGGAGUGGCCGUCGUUAACGGCCUGCUGUACGCCAUCGGCGGAUACGACGGCCAAUCGCGGCUCAGCACGGUGGAGGUCUACAACCCGGAGACGGACGGCUGGACUCAGGUGUCCAGCAUGAACAGCCAGCGCAGCGCCAUGGGAACCGUGGUCAUCGACGGCCAUAUUUACGUCUGCGGUGGAUACGACGGGAAAUCCUCUCUGAACUCUGUGGAAUGUUACUCUCCAGAAACCGACAGGUGGAGCGUGGUGACGGAAAUGAGCGUGAGUCGCAGCGCCACCGGCGUCACCGUGUUCGAUGGGCGAAUCUUUGUGUCGGGCGGCCAUGACGGCCUGCAGAUCUUCAACACGGUGGAGUACUACAACCACCACACGGACCGUUGGCACCCGGCGCCGGCCAUGCUCAACAAGCGCUGCCGCCACGGCGCCGCUGCGCUCGGCAACCACAUGUACGUCGCCGGCGGCUACGACGGCUCCGGCUUUCUGAGCGGCGUGGAGGUGCUGGCCGGCGUGUCGGGCCAGUGGAGCCUCCUGGUGGCCAUGAACACGCGGCGCAGCCGGGUGUCGCUGGUGUCGACAGCAGGCCGGCUGUACGCCGUGGGCGGCUACGACGGCCAGUCCAACCUCAGCUCGGUGGAGAUGCUGAAUCCUGACACCAACCGCUGGGUGUUCAUGGCGCCCAUGGCGAGUCACGAGGGCGGCGUCGGCGUCGGCUGCGUUCUGCUGCAGCCCGCCUAGGAGGGGGCGGGGCCUCUGGCGCUGACCAGAGCUUCUCGGUAGGACGGAGAGGCUCGCCUCCCUCGGCAUUCUGGGAAAAACUGUAGAGCUUCCAGCGGCUGCUACAAUUAAUUACUGGCUUCUGAUUGGUCAGAGGGAGUCCCAUAGAGCUGCUAGCUGUAGGGACAGCACCUGGAGGGGCGGGGCUUCCGGUUUAGGGCGGGGCUUCAUGACCUGCAGGGGUGUAGUCACACAGCCCAAUGACGGAGGAGGCGGAGCUUCAGGGACAUCAGGUGGUGGAGGUGACAUCAUCAGCACCUGGUCAGGUGCUUCCAGGACGUUUCCAGGUGACAGACGCUGGUUUACCUGCGAGCACAGCUCAGUGCGCUCAUGUUGUUCAGAUAAUUUAAUAUAAAUAAUUUAUUCAGGAUAAACGUGUUCAGUCCAAUUUGUUUCUGACAUCAUACCAACAUCACAUGACCAGCUUUGUCUAAACUUUUAAUAAAGUAAGAUAUUCUUUUACAUUAUAGACGUACUACAUCAAAAACAUAUUCAUAUAUUAAUGUAUACAAAAUCACACAAUAUGCUUAAAGCGUCAAAGAAAAUACAAAGUUGAAAUGAAAACUA
Molecule: messenger RNA, 3335 nt
Organism: Xiphophorus couchianus (Monterrey platyfish)
Lineage: Eukaryota; Metazoa; Chordata; Actinopteri; Cyprinodontiformes; Poeciliidae
Gene: klhl18
Product: kelch-like family member 18
Exons: 10
Coding region: 1005-2729 (574 amino acids)
Molecular function (GO): protein binding
Source: RefSeq, a predicted model, not a curated record